AUGGAAGCUGUUGCAUCGGCAAUCAUCGCCCAGAUAGCCAUCACCGUGCUCAGCCUUUCUAACUUCAACACCGUAUAUUGGCCUGCCACAGCCUGUGCAUAUUCGAGUCUUAUCUGUGGCGUUCUAUCAACAUUCUUUGCCUUUGUAGUCCAGCAACUUCUGAGCAAUCUACACAACCCGGAGGAUGUUCGCGUGUGGCUUACGGCGACACGACACUCUUACCGGCACUGGCUGUACUGGAUGUUUUUUGGGACUGAACGUGCCACGAAUCUCGAAGAUAAAGUCCCGUCUAUCGCAUCUGCGAUAAUUCUCACAACGCCUAGCAAGCUACUCCGGCUGUCGAUUCUCUCCUUAUUCGUUGCGUUGGGCAUUUACCUCGGCUGCGUGUAUCAAGUUGGGCUGGGCAACCUUGAAGGCCGCAACGCCAAUAUGUGGGUUUUCAUCUUCUUUAUCGCCGUCUCGGCGGUCAUGGUUUUUGACGCAUUCCUCCCAAUGACGGUAAUCCCUGAUAGUGAGACAAGGCGAAGUGAUGAAGAGCUCCAGCCUUCGAACAAUGGUGCGUCUAGUAUUGCGCCGAGUGCGGGUGAUACUUCUUCUCAGACUUGUGGAACAGGGGUUCUUGUAAGAGAUGCGCUUGAGUCGUCAAUUCGUGCUCAAGAGAAGAGUCUAAAUGCGCAAAAAACCUUGUUGGACUUUUUAAAUGCCCAACCAUCUGCCUUGUCGCUUACAGCCCCAAUCCCGUCUACCUAG
Messenger RNA from Penicillium canescens, 750 nucleotides. RefSeq lists its product as uncharacterized. NCBI's taxonomy places the organism in Eukaryota, Fungi, Ascomycota, Eurotiomycetes, Eurotiales, Aspergillaceae. The transcript is spliced from 2 exons. The coding region runs from base 1 to 750 and encodes 249 amino acids. The record is from RefSeq and is a predicted model, not a curated record.